Paralichthys olivaceus (Japanese flounder) is the source of this 1040-nucleotide messenger RNA. The record is from RefSeq and is a predicted model, not a curated record. Lineage: Eukaryota; Metazoa; Chordata; Actinopteri; Pleuronectiformes; Paralichthyidae.
UGCCAGGGGCAGAUAGAGGUAAAAGAGGGAGAGCUGACGGAGUUAGGAUGACGAAACUUUCACUAUGGGUGUGUGUGUGUGAGAGAGAGCAAGAGAGAGAGAGAGAGAGAGAGAGGGAGGUGUAGGGAGACUCACACACCAUCAGACACCUGUCAGAGCAGGUGGAGACUGAAUAUCUGAACCUGGAGGUUUCACUGGAGGGCUCAUUCCUUUUUUUCUAAGUAAUCCAGACUUGGUAUUUUGAUAUUUCUUGAGAUAUUUGUGUUUUUUAUGUAACUGGAUUUCAACGAGGCCGGUGGCUCCUGGAUCGUCAAACCAUUAGGCAUUUGAGUGAAAACUGUUCCAGGAGGAAAAUUUCCAUCUGAGACUGUAUCACAGCCUGAAGGAGUUUCUGAGACACCCAACUUCAGACAAGCUGUGUGAUCAUGGCAGAUUUCCCGUCCAAAGUCGCCACGGAGACGAGCUCCCCCAACUCCCAGAGCUCUCAUGGGGGGAGCAACAGGCUCCGAGGCCUGGCUGGUAACGUCACCACCAUGAUGGACAUGGUCUUUCUCCGAAGCAUCACAUCCAUCCUCAUGUGCGCUGAAAUAAUAAUAGGGCUGCUCCAGUGGGCGUUGAUAGCCAGCUCCAACUACACGUUGUUGCCAGUGUACGGUUGGGUGAUGUUUGUGACCGUCACUCUGUGGAUCCUCACCACCAUCCUCUUCUUCAUGUUGCUGUUUGGUGCCCAGCGGAAACUCAGUGCUGUCCCCUGGCCCCUGACGGUCAUGGCGUAUAACGGCAUCGCCACCGUCCUCUAUCUCUCCGCCUUCGUGGCCAACGCAGCAACUGUCCACCGUUUCUCCUAUUACUAUGAACAUAUGGCAGCCGCUGCCGUAAGACGCCCGACACACUCACACACACUCACGCACAAAGAACUGGUUAAAUAUGCAACACACUCAAAACACUGUGAUACAUCUGAGAUCAACAAACAGAAAUCCAGGCCUGGAGCGUUGCUCAUUCAUACAUGUGGGGGGGGGGGCAGAGAAAGAUCUUAUUGA